UGGCGCGCUUCGGAUCGUUUCUUCGUACUUGAUUCCAACGAAAUACUGAACGAUUGAUUAAUCCUCGAUCUUUAGCUUGGUUAGAUCAUUUGUUAUUUGGAUAACGUUUAUUUUAACUGUGCGACUAGAGAUCGUUCUUAUUGUCGAAAAGAAAAAUAAAAAGAAAGUUUAGAUUUAGAUCGGAGCAUGCGUUAAUUCUCGUCGAGACCCCUCAAGGAUUCUUUCGACCCCGAAGUCGAAGCGGUCUCCAUCGAUCGAUGUCUCGUAGAAAGUAAAAUCACGAGCGUGAGCGUGUCGAGUACUUGUCUGACAUACAUUUGGCCAAUUCUUAUGUACGUACGUCCUCGAGAAACUUUUUGAAAGGAUCUUUCGUCGAGUCCAAGCCAGUUUACCAAUUUGGUCAAAAAAUCGAUUCAGUCGUUCUUCGCUCGGAGAAUAUAUUAAGAACACGUCAAAAUGCGUUUAUUCAAAAGACAAACAUCGGAUACCUGUCCGCAGCUGGUAUCAGCUACACCGAUAUCCCAAGAUGAAACAUCCGAGACAGUGACUGCAAAUGGUACUACAAUUGAGCAGAAUGAAAAGUCCUUGGUUGUUGAUAAAAAAGAUUCAUCGAAGAGACUCGAUAGGGAUGGUGGAGAACCUGGAGAGUCUGAGAAAACUGUACCUGGGCAGUCAUUCAUGAUAACUCGUAAAGGUAUUUCAACAUGGGGUCGGAAAGUAGGCCGAAGGUUAGAUCAAUUGAAGAGAUCGGAAAGUUCGGAGUUACUUUCGGUUUCGGGUAGAAGACGUCGUUGGAGUCCAAAUCGGAAGAGAUACGAAGAUAGCUUGGAGGAAAAGGAAAAUGGCUCGAACGAACAUUCCUUUCCGGAAUUCCCCAAGCCAAAAAGAGUCUCCAGAGUGGAAUCCUUGAAGAAUUUAUUCCGGUCGACAGAGAGGAGUAAUUUUUUAAGUUCGAAUUCAACCUCGAGAAACGUGACGAUCCACGAGGAGAGCCAUUAUCCAAUGGAGAAAGCUCUCAGCGAUGGGGCCAUUAAAAACGUAGCUACGUUUCAAGUCAAGUCUGAGAAUAAUAACGACGAACGAUUAAGGGGAACUCUGCUUCAAGAAAAACAGCGACGGCUCAGUCGUAGUAUUCACGACCUUCAGGAGCAGGAACGUGUCAUCGACUUUAUUCUCAUGAAUCAGCAGGUGUUAAAGACUCAAGAGGGAACAGCAUUGGUAAAGGAGACUUUGAGUAAGCUAGAGAAGGCUAGUAGUUCGAAGGAUACGUCGUCGGAAUAUUCAUCCUCGACGUCUAGGAUGAACAGAAGAAGUGACGUCUCAUUGAAAACGAGUACACUUAGUAGAGCGAAGAGUAAAAAUCUUUUCAGUAACACCAAUGAACGGGAUAGUUUUAGGAACGAUCAACAAAGAUCUUGUCCCUUGACCGGUUUGGAGGAUCUUAUGAGCAAUCUUCGUCUAGGUUGUGACGAGAGUGGUUACGACUCCGAUAGCACACGAGCAGGUGCUGAUUCUCCUGAUAGUGAACAAUGUGCUCAGAGAAUGACAAAGCCUCGUAGCUUCUCGAUAACUUCCGAUGAUUAUCAUGGUAUAGAUCUAUCAUUGCCACCUAUUAUCAAUCAAGUUGAAUCUUCGAAGGAUACCGAAGAUUCUGAGAAUGCUAACGAUACCAUCGUGGAGGCACAUCAUUUCUUGAAUGAUUCUAACAAGACUGAAUCGACCUUGGUCAUGUCCGAGCAUGACGAUGACACUGACAGUUGCGACGAAAACACUUUUGAGGACUAUGAACAGUGCACCAAAUUAAAUUUCUUCGAUAACUCUAAUAGGAACGACUCAAAGAUGGAGUCCAGUAGUCGAUACUCGAAAAUAUUUCCAACGACUUCGAAGAACGUUGCAUCUGUAUCUCAGACGAAUAGGAUCAUUCAAAGUUCAUUGAUACAAACGAAACCUAUAAUUUCUUCAAGGAAUCGAAAAUUUGGAAGUGGUAGCGUAUUGACUCUUCUCGAUAAUGCUUCUUCUCCUUGUAAGGACAGUCCACCAGCAACGAAGAUUAAUUCGUCGACGUUGUUACUGAAAAGUCCAAUUCAAUAUUAUAGUCCUAAAAGAUCUCGUUCUGCUUUGGAAGCUGAAACAUCUUCAGACGAAUCUAUCAAUAGAAUCAAUAAGGUUAAGAGAAUGGUUUUCGCUGAUAAUCCUCGAUCAAUAACAACUUCAACGCCAGCUAAAUCAACUUUAGUACGUCGAGAAUUGAAGACUAUGAAAUUCACCGUUGAAAGAUCGGGCAAUCUUGGUAUCUCCGUUGAGAGACGGGAAGCUGUCAGACCAUUUUACGUGAUAUCAAAGUUAGAUUCCAACGGUGAAGCAGCUAAAUCCAAAUUAUUUCGAAUUGGCGACGAGAUCGUCCGAGUCUGUGGUCGUAGAUUACGUGGAAUGACUAUCAACGAGGCUAGGAGCGCCUUACGUAAUUGUGUAGGAAACGUUGAGCUACAAAUCGCUAGAGAACCAACAUUUGCAUUUGGUGAAGAGAUCGGUGAUACUUGGGCUGAUUUAGAGAGAGUUCCUUCUCGUCCUCGAAAUGAUUCUGACGCGUGGACAUUGCAAGAGAGUAAAUCUGAUCCUGGAGUUUCCAACAUAUCCAAAGUUGAAUCUUCUCAAGAUGAUCAUCGAUCGAAGAACGAAGAGGCUCCAACAAAGCGACCCAAAAGUGAAUUAUCGAUUAACGAGACGAGAGACGAUAACGGGAGAAAGAUGACUGGUAUGAGGAAAUUUCAAGUUAUCAAGAAACGAACUUCACAUCCAGUUUGUUAUCCGAAAAGAGUGUCAAGCCUUUCGAAAGAUUUGUUGACCGUGACCUUGGAAAAAGGAGCUAUAAAGAAACUUGGUUUCUCGAUCGUCGGAGGAUCCGAUAGCAAGAAGGGUUAUAUGGGUAUUUUCGUAAAGGAUAUUAUGGAAGGUGGUCAGGCAGCUGAAGAAGGUACACUUAGGGUCGGUGAUGAGAUCUUAGCGAUUAAUGGCAUACCAAUGGACGGAGCAACCCACACGAAGGCCCUUCAGACUUUCAAGAAUGCCAAACCAGGCAAAAUGAUUCUCUGCAUCGGACGAAGGGAUCCAACGAAUAAACGGUACAUAACUCAAUCCAAGUCUUGCGAUUGUUUAAGUAAAUUAACGGAAAAUGGAUAUGAAUGAAGAUGUGCUACAGGAAAAAAAAAUAUUUUUAUAUAUAUAUAUAAAUAAUUUAUAUUUUCCUAGGUAAUAUUAAUGAAAACGGAUAGGUUCCCUUAAUUAUUUAAGAUUCGAGGUGAUUCGAUUUGCAAUAGGAGGUGUUGUUAAAAGAAGGUUUAGAUUUUCUGUGUGUGUAUAUAUAUAUGUAUAAAAAACUCAUAGGAUGUUUUUCUUUUCUUUCGUUACUUAUCAAAUACAUUCGAGGAAUAUCAUAGCUUGUUCUUUAAUGCAAUUGGUGUGACAAUUGGUGUUUAACAUUUUGAGUUAUUCUCAUAUCAAUUCACGUUACUAUCGUUUUGUGUAGAAAUGUGUUAUUUAAGAAAAUUCGAGUAGCUAUAAAUUUGUCUUAUUUGAUUUAUUUUGUGAUAUCAUUUAAUUGCUUUCUUUGUCAGUGAUUUACUUGGAUCGAUUUUAUUUAUUUGACAUUAUUUGUCUAUCAUAAAUGAUCAUUUUGCAAGAAUACUCAAAGAAAAAAUAUCCAGAGUCAUGGAUUCGUUUAGUUAAUUUGUAUGGAUUGCUAGUUCUGUCUUUCUUGAUGAAUUUAUUCAGCAUUAUUAUACGUGUAAAGUGAUAAGAAAUGUACAUACAUGUGCAUAUAUAUAUAUAUAUAUAUAUAUAUAUAUAUAUAUAUAUAUAUAUAUAUAUAUAUAUCAUUAACACAAGACAUGUUUUAUUAUUCCAUUAUGCGGCUUCGAAAAAUGUAAAAUACAUGAUAGUUCAUUUGUGCGUUCGAAACAAUAGGAAGUUAAAAAUAAGGUCAUCAUUACAUCUAACGUAGUCAUUUCCUGUUAGAAAUAACGCGCUAACACUUUGGAUUAUGACGUAUUAACAUAACGCACUUUUUCAUAUAUAGUUUAACGUAUGUUUCAUUAAUAGAAACAUAGUUUUCGUUUAAACUAGAGAACAGAGCCGCCUUUUAAUAAUCUCGACGAGGGUAUACCGAUGACUUACUUUGUACUUAUUUACAAUCUAAUUUUGGUCGUACUAAUAUAUAGAGAUUUUUAAGCUACCGAGACUGACAUUUAGAAUGUCUACCUGAUAAAAUGCUGUGAUAUAUCGAUUGUAGUCGAAUUAGUUGAUAUCGUACAAAUUGUAUUUAAUAAUAAAAAAUGAUUUUGUUGAGAGACGUA
This is a messenger RNA of Vespa crabro (European hornet), 4352 nucleotides long. RefSeq lists its product as uncharacterized. Gene Ontology annotation, molecular function: protein binding. The transcript has 7 exons. Bases 457 to 3186 code for a protein of 909 amino acids. The record is from RefSeq and is a predicted model, not a curated record. Lineage: Eukaryota; Metazoa; Arthropoda; Insecta; Hymenoptera; Vespidae.